UGUCAAUACUGUCAUUAGUCGAACGUGUCUCCUGUCAAGGUAGUUCUCAUCUCUAUCAAAACAAGAAUUUAUGUUUUGAUUUUUUAAUUUGUAUUUAAUUUUAUAUAUUUGUGUAAAAUAGUAUUUGGUAUUGAGAUUUAAAUCAAGCUCAUUGAUAUAAUAUUGAAAAAUGUCUAGAAAACGAAAAGACAUCACGCGGGAAGCAAUUGCAAAGCAAUUCGUUCUCCCUGAAAGACAAUCUAAAAUCGAUAGUCUAUUGAGACAAGAUGGGCAAGCUUACUGCAUAUGCAGAUCUUCAGAUUCUUCCAGAUUUAUGAUUGCCUGUGAUUCUUGUGAAGAAUGGUAUCAUGGAGAUUGUAUAAAAAUAUCCGAAAAAGAUGCAAAACUGAUAAGGCAAUACUUCUGCGUCCGCUGUCAUGCUGAAGAUCCCACAUUGAUGACCAAAUGGAGGACAAAACGUGAAAGAGACGAAUCAGCUUCACAUGAAGAAAAAAGGUCCAAAAAACAUAGACAAAAAUAUGAGGGAGAAGGAAGGAACAGGACCAGCAGGGAGGAGAAAUCAAAAAGUAAAUCAGAUAAAAAAUCAAAAAAAUGUGGUGAAUGUAUGGGAUGUUAUCGAACCGAAGACUGUGAAAGAUGCGACGUUUGUGUUAGAAAGAGGAAACAUGGUUCAUCAAAAAAUAGAGAGAGAUGCAAACAGAGGAUGUGUGUCAAUGCUUUGACUGGCGGAUUUGGUGGCACCCGCCGUAAACGUAAAGAAUCUGUCUCAGACCAUGACCAAUCAUUUAAUGAACAUCUCAAAACUGACUACCCCCGGCAAUGUUACGGUCCUAAAUGCAUAAAAAGCGCAAGAUUUGGUUCAAAAUAUUGUUCUGAUAUGUGUGGAAUGAACCUAGCAAAAACAAGGAUUCUUCAAGUGUUACCCCAACGUUUGCAGGAAGCUUCUUUAAGUCCAUGUGUUGCAGAAGAAAUUAACUUGAAAGCUUUGGAGCAAGUGAGAAAACAGCAACAAGAAGCCCGACAAAUGUUGCAAGUACUGGACAAACGACACCGUGAGAUUGAUAAUAUUGUUGAAAGAGCAAAAAACACAACAAUUGAUCCUGAAUGGGAGAAUGAUGUUGAAAAGGACGAAGAAAGCUCCAUGUAUUGUGUAACUUGCGGCCAUGAAAUCCAUUCCAAAACCGCUAUCAGGCAUAUGGAGAAGUGCUUUAACAAAUACGAGUCUCAAUCAUCAUUUGGUGGAGUUUUCAAAACAAGAAUCGAAGGCAACAAUAUGUUUUGUGACUUUUACAAUCCCCUAAAUCAUACUUAUUGCAAACGAUUGAGAGUUUUAUGCCCCGAGCAUUGCAAAGAUCCAAAAAUCGGUGACAAUGAGGCGUGUGGUUGUCCAUUGGUUUCAAAUGUGUUUUCGCUCACUGGUAAAUUGUGCAGAGCACCGAAAAAAUCUUGCACCAAACACUACGUUUGGGAAAAAUUGAGAAGAGCCGAAGUGGAUCUUGAAAGAGUAAGACAAUGGUUAAAAAUCGAUGAGUUAUUGGAAAAAGAACGUCAAAUUAAAACCAGCAUGGGCAAUAGAUCCGGCGUUCUGGCGUUAAUGCUGCAUAGCACUUACAAUCAUGAACUUAUGGAAAGGCUUACCCAAGCUCAGGACCAACAGGCUAUGCAGAUGGAACUGGAGAAAGCUAGGCAGAAGAAGAAAUUAUGAUUUCCCUGAAUGAUUUCUUGGGAUUUUGUAGAUGUUAGGUGCAUACAUAGUUUUUUUCUUUCUGUUAGUGUUUUAGUUUCAAAUAAAGUAAUAUUAUUAUUAUAACUCAUUUCUCUAGGUAAUGCUGGCUAUAACCAAUUGCAUUCCACUAUAAAAUAAAAUGUUUAUCGACGCAUGUAGCAAUUAUUACAAAUUUCAGGUCUAACUAUGAGAUUGCAAAAUGACAAAAAGAAGGAGAUCUAAAAUCAUAAUUUAAAUAGGCACCCAAGACUUGACAGACAUAAGAAUUUUGGAAUUUUUUUACCUGUGUUAAUGACUUCAAAUUUAACUUAGAUGCCAGUAGUUUGGUCACUUUACAUUUCUAAAUCACAACUGACAUCCAAAAGAAGUUCACUAAACUACUACUAUAGGUCUGUUCAAACCCACCAAAAAAACCAUCCCAAGAAUGGUUUCGAAACCAGUCUGUAUACACAUUUCGGAUUCUACCCACAAAUUUUAUGUUCUGCCCAGAAUCCUGAUGAUGAAAUGUACAGUUCCCUGCCGGGUUGGAACAAACCUAUAUGUGUGAAUCAGGGUAAUCAUUUCCUCACUUGCUCAAAGGCUAAUAAAAAUCUAUCCCAAACUUUCAAAUAAAACGCAAAUAAAGUUAAAAAUGUUCAAAUUAUUAAUUAAAAAAGUUAGAAUAAUAUUAUCAGCUCAAAAAUAAUUUGUGAGUUAGGUUAACAAAGCUAAUUAAAAGUUAAAAUGAUACUGAAAAAUGUGAAGUACAUUGAAAAAAUGAACUAGCCCUUUAGGCUACUCAUUCCAGCCCUCAUAAUUUCAUCCACCAACAAUAAAUUACUGGCUAUGACUGAACAAGAAUUAAUUAUUUGUUUUUUAACAAUGUAAUUGUCAAAAAUUCCAGCAUCUUUUGGAGAAAUUGGCUCUCCGGAAGUCAGAUCUAAGCCAAUUGGCUCGGGACUUGUGUGGCUUUCUUCUUGAAGUUUGACAAUGGUUUCUUGGACAUCAAAUCCAGAAUUUGUAGCCAGAAUCUUGGGAAUAACCAGCAGAGCUUCAGCAUACGCAACUACCCCCAACCUAGUCUUGCCUUUAACAGUGUCUUUCCACUGAAGAAGUUCUUUGUUGGCAGCAAUUUCGAAGGCGCCAGCACCUAAAGCAAAGUUCCAGUUAAUCUUCAAAAAGAAAAAAAUUGAUAACAAAAUAUUACCUGGAAUUACAGCUUUAUCUUCAAUAGCAUUAUUGAUAGCUCUCAAACCAUCUCUAAUAGCAUCUUUGAUUUGUUGCAAAGAAUGUUUAUUGGGGCCUUUCAAUAAAAUAGUAACAGAUUGAGGGUUCUUGCACUCCUCAACAAAAGUAAACUUAGUUUCACCAAGGACAUGUUCAUAAACUAGGCCAGCAUAUCCAAGACAAGACUCGCUCAAGUCAUCAAAAGUAUUCAUGGCAGUACCACCACAAGCCAAAGAUAAACGUUCCAUGUUUCGCCUUUUGGCUCUUCUUAAGGCUAUAAUACCUUCCUUUGCUAAUUGAUCCAAGCUCAUAGGAUCAAUUCCUUUCUGGUUGAUGAUAACAAAAGUCUUAUUGGUACCAGUGCAAAUUUUUUUCUUCAACUCAAUGACUUUCUUGACUCUCUGAUCAAUAAACUCACGUUCAGCAAGAACCAUCUUGUCUCUCUCCUCAGCAGUUUUGUAGAAAAAGCCAGAAUUGACUUCACUCUUUUCAUAUUCCAAACUCACAUUGCAAGUUAAAAUGUAGCAAUUUUCCAGACGUUUUGGCAUGUCUGGAUGACGGGAUCCAUGAUCAAGUACCAAACCUUUGAUUAAUGAUGAAUCAGUCUCGGUUUUGUGUUGCAUUUGCAUUAAUUCAACCAUAUGCAAAUCAACAGGUUUGUUGUCUUUGGGUCUUAUCGCUAAGACUGCUUCGACACAAACUUCUGUAAGGACAUCAGCCAAAGUUUGAUGAACCUAUCAAUUAAAGACAUUU
Messenger RNA from Ceutorhynchus assimilis (cabbage seed weevil), 3685 nucleotides. The record is from the annotation of a GenBank genome assembly. NCBI's taxonomy places the organism in Eukaryota, Metazoa, Arthropoda, Insecta, Coleoptera, Curculionidae.